AUGCAGAUCACACGCUACCGUUGGUCGGACUGUGUCCAUGUCCAGCACGUCAACCCCGAAGGCGAGCCAAUGACCUGGGUCGAGGUACGCGACCCGAAGAACGAGGUGUUCGACGCCACACCGCCUUACGAUUGUCCCGCCUGUGAAAACCCCGAUGUUACUCAGCCCGGCAUCAGUAUUAUGCCGCCUCGUCCGGUAGAGGACCCCAACCAGUAA
Messenger RNA from Aureobasidium musti, 216 nucleotides. NCBI's taxonomy places the organism in Eukaryota, Fungi, Ascomycota, Dothideomycetes, Dothideales, Saccotheciaceae. The record is from the annotation of a GenBank genome assembly.